CUGUGUAUGCACAGGCUUUGACAUUUUGCGAAAUUUUCGAGAAUAUCUGUGCAUCUCAAAACAUAAACAGAAGAACGUCAAAGCCUCGACGCCAUGUUGAUUGCCCGGGAUCACCUAUACAAAAUGCCAAAUACUUAGCUAGUUACAGCUCCGAGUGCACUGGCAUCAAUCUGAACCUAAAGAUAUCGAAUUUCCUUAUAACAUAUAUCAGUCGUCAGCUUCCUCAUACGAAGUACUUUUGAACUAGGCCUUUCCAAAGUAGCCUUCAACGUCAGUCCAUAGGGGGCAGCCAUCUUGGAAACUUUCAAAACAAACAAGUCGAAACAUAUACUUUUCACUUUCACUAGUUACUGUAGGGAUCGAGGGCCACCAAAACAUCCUCACCACACUGUGAAACUACCGAGAAUCCAUGCAGCACUAUUAAAAAGUCACAGGAACUACAGAGACAAGGAAACUAGCAUCAUAUAGAAGGGCGAGGACUACCGCGACCCGGGGCUGGAGGGCCUGGUGCGGGAGGAGCUUCCCGGCUGGUAUCUGCAGACGCUGCCGGAGCUGAUGGGCCGCGCCCUCGCCAUCCCCACGGUGUCCUCUGCCCCCGGCGACUACGACACCGAGCAGCUUCUCCGCUUCCACGCCUUCCUCAGGGAAAGUUUUCCUAACGCCUUCAAUGCCUCUUUCGUCGAGGUGGAAGUGGUCAACAACUACAGCUUCCUCUUCACUGUAAAGGGGAGUGACCCAGCGCUACAGCCCUACCUGCUGGCGGCGCACAUGGACGUGGUGCCCGUGGACGUCAGCAAGUGGACGCAAGACCCCUGGAGCGGCCAGGUCAUCCCCGACCCCGAGACCGGAGAGGACUACGUGUGGGGUCGCGGGGCCAUCGACGACAAACUGGGCGUGAUGGGCAUCAUGGCGGCCCUGGAUUACCUGGUGACCUCGGGGUUCCAGCCAACGAGGUCCUUUUACGUGGCGUUCGGGCAUGACGAGGAGGUGCACGGCGAGGACGGCGCCGGCCACAUCGGAGCGCUUCUUCAGGAGCGUGGCGUCGCGCUGGACUUCGUGCUGGACGAGGGCAUGCCGGUGCUGGACGGCGUCAUGGCCGGCAUGGAGAUCCCCGUGGCCGCAAUCGGCGUGACAGAGAAGGGUUGGAUGCGCGUCCGGCUGGAAGCGGACGGCGAGGGCGGCCACUCGUCCAUCCCCCCCCACGACCAGGCCGUCACUCGCCUGGCGUCCGCUCUGGUUAACCUGCAACGCUACCCGCAGCCUUCCAUGUUCGGCGAAGGGACGGAGGCUGAUCUGCUGACUCUCAUGGCGCACAAGGCAUCAUGGCCACACAAGCUGGUGUAUGCAAACACAUGGUUAUUUGAGCCCCUCCUGAAGGUGAUCAUGUCUCGCAGCCGUGAGACGAACGCCAUCAUCCGCACGACCACCGCUGCCACCAUUGUCCGCGCCGGCGUCAAGGUGACGGUGGAGGACACCCGCGAAGCGCACCCGAUUUCACCCUACGGCCCGCACGUGCCCGGCUGGCGACUCCUGGCAGCUACGGUGGCCCAGAUCUUCCCAGAGGCUGUGACCGUCCCAAGUAUGUUGGUGGGCAACACGGACACGAAGUCCUACCUGAGCAUGAGCCGCAACGUGUACCGCUUCCUGCCCGUGCGGAUGACGGCGCGGGACAUCCAGACCAUCCACGGGCACGACGAGCGGGUGUCCAGCCGGGCGGUGGGCCUGGCAGCCUCCUUCUACCACCGGCUGAUCCUCACGGCCGACGUCGGCGCCCACGCUCUCCGAACCAGGCCGGGCCAUAGGGCUGGCGAGCUCUAGGCAUGACCUGACCUCGCUUCGCUGCGGCCACACCCUAGAUCGGCUGCAGGUAACCAACAAGUCAUCGAACCUCUCAGGCCAUUUUCCUCGUGUCACGUGCUUGGUGACUGCAGCUGGUCUCCUUCGGGCGUCGUCCACGAACUCAGAGGGUCUUGCUUCUGCCGGACGAGAGGCCCAUUGGACGCGUGUAAGGCUUACUUAAUUUCAUUGUGAUAAAGAGUUACGGUAAUAGUAAUUCAUACUGCUUCUAUAACCCUGUCGGAUGUGUUGUAAUUUUCAAACAUUGUAAGUAGGGAUUUGUAAUAAAGGUUGUG
Messenger RNA from Penaeus vannamei (Pacific white shrimp), 2132 nucleotides. Lineage: Eukaryota; Metazoa; Arthropoda; Malacostraca; Decapoda; Penaeidae. The record is from RefSeq and is a predicted model, not a curated record.